UGGAGGUUUCAUCCCCAUAUCACCAAAAAUAUAUAUUAAAAUGAACGUUCUCUAAUUUAAAAUAGAAUAGCUAACGUGACGUGUUAAAUGCCGCCGAAUAAAUGACUUACUAGUAUUUACCGUUAUACGCGGCUGAUUCUGUCACUGAAAGAAGGUUGUAUCGUUUAAAAAUACAUCGAUGGACAUACAUACCAAAAGCGCACUGGUGCGCACUUUUUUGUACUGCUAAAACAGACAGACCUUGUCACGAGAUUUUUUUAUUUACUUAAAUCCCGAGGAUACAUUUGUUAAGAGGAUACCUGAUCUAUUGUUGUGCUGGAACUAUAUCUGUUAAACGGCGCUUAACAUUAGCCAUCGUGGUUCUUGGAUUUCGGUCAGUCUUUGUUCGUAAUACAUAGAAGCAACGACAAGAUGUCGAGAUUUUCGCAGCAAACCAUUCAAAUCGCUCUUGCAGUUGUUAUUACGGCUCUGGCGGCAGAGGCUUAUACGACCAGCAGCGCCAACAACCUCUAUACGGCCCUCUCGUUCCAGUAUCAGCGGAUAGUCAGGCCCUCAAACAUCACAAGCGUCGCCGUAAAGUUUGGCGUCAGCAGCAUCAACUUCCUGGAUGUGAGGAGUCAACAGUUUUCCGUGACGGGUUGGAUAGAAGCAUCAUGGGUGGACGGACGCUACUCAUGGGUACCGAGCGCGUUUGAGAACAUCAAAUACAUGUACCUGGGUUCCACCACGUGCUGGAACCCCAAACUCGCCGUGCAGAAUGCAAUGGCAGGCUCAAUAAGUGUCGAGGAGGAGCUUGCGUUUCGGAUUGACAGCACCGGGAACGUGUCGACCACCCUUUGGGGCGUGUUCACGGUUCACUGCUCCACUGACUCAGCCUAUUACCCAUUUGACACGCAGUCGUGCUCAAUACGUGUGGCCAGUGCAUAUCCCAGCGACUUUGUGGUACUGGUCUCGGAAGGUAUAGACACGAGUCAGGUGACAAAUAGCGCGGAGUGGACUCUGACGUCAGCCUCCUCGUCCAACGACACAUUAACUCACAGUGUGUUGACCUUCACCUUUGACCUCGCGCGACGGAGCUCAUACUCUUGGCUCUACCAAGUGUUGGUGCCCGUUGCCGUCUUGUCCUUCUUGGGCCCCUGCGCAUUCAUCGUUCCUCCGGAAUGUGCGAGUAAACUGGGACUUCCGGUGGCCGUCCUACUGGCGGAAGUGCUGUUUGCAGUGAUCAUCUUCCAGGAUGUGCCUAUCUUGGGAGAUGCAACACCAAUUAUAAGUACAUAUAUCUUAAUAUUGAUCAUAUUAAGUUCAAUAGAGACACUCUUUACUACCAUCGUCAUUCGCAUCCACCAGAACAAGGCGAGGCAAUCCAGCAUGUCUAGUAUAACUCGUGUGGCGACCGCGCUCUUGACGACGGUUACGUGCGUAUGUUGCGAUCGAAAGGAGGCCGCUGCUUCCUCAUCGCCAACGGAAAGCGAGAUCGAAUCCCACGUGGAAUGCGCACAGGCUACAGAGAUCCAGCUACCUGAGGUGAAAAACCACAUCAAGCGUCGACUGAGUUUGAAGACGAUAAGCCCUGACAAUAGCUUUGCCACCUCCAGUAAGGAGAAUUUCCAAAAGGGGCGGCACUCACGGGCGUGGGCGGAUACCGGGACGCUUUGUGGGCGGGGCGAAGUCAGGGAAACCGCGUGGGAGGAACUGGCACGAGCGAUGGACAGAGUUUUCCUAAUUGUGUUUAUAAUUUUGCGGUUAAUUUUGACGGUUGUGUACACAACACAGAUCAAAAGCGGAAGCAGUUAAGUUCAGUUUUGACUUAUUACAAAUCCCACACCACCAGAACUUAGACUUCUUGUUAAAUGUUUGAACGGAAGUAACAUGUUUGUUUAUUUGUUAUUAUGUAUAACUUAAUAAAUAUUUGCGAUCAGUACUUACAUAACGUUAUAUCCUGGACAAGGAAAGGCAGCGAACCUCAGAAUGGAGUUCUAUCGUAAGCUACAACAUUUUAAAAGGUAAACAUUCAUGUUAUUAUUCCCGGUGUUUAAAUAGCAUGCAAUAUAUUAACUAUAUUUAUACCAAAACAAAAGAAUAGCAUGUACAUACAGACAGUGAACAUUUUAAUGCAGUGUAUGCGCUACUAGGCGAAUGAAUCGACCACUCUGUGCCGUGUAAGUACUGUGAUCAUUUGUGAUUAAAUGCUAUUCAAGAUAAUAUUUACUCGACACGCUUGCUGAUAUUAAGCAAUGGUCGACAACUCUUGAAGAGCAUUUCAAGAGACAGCUGUAUAUAGGCAGAUUGCCUUGUUCCAGACGUGAUUCCAGAUAAUGCCGGUGAAAACAAAAUAGAAAUAAACUCAUGGACAAUGCGAAUGUGCAAAUUCUCAACUGAUAGAAUGAUUUGAAUGAAAUAACAUCGUUGUACUUUAAAACAUGGCAAGUGCUGUUAAAAUCUCGAUAAUUGGAUGAAACCUACAAUGCAAUUAACUAUUGCAUGUGAAAUUAAACGUGUUCAUUUGCUCUGAGUCAGACACUACACUUUUACAGAUGUUUAUUCGACAAGAGCUAAAUGCAGUGUAUUAAGGUAGCAGAUGAAUGUACGAUAACUGGUGGACGACACAAUACGUGUGUACAUUUUUGUGUCAGGUCUUAAAUGCAUAAUCGCUCUUUACAGGCAAUACAGUGGCAAACUAGUUAACUGUCAAAUAAAGCUUGUUAGAAAUAACGUUAUGCAGAGUAAAAGUGUUAGCAGGCAUUAAUAUUGACACAUGUACAUACGUCCAGAUAUUUUUAAGUCAACUUUAAAGUUUUAUUUAUUAAAGUUUUUAUUACGUGAUGUUAGGACACCUACUGCGAAACAUUUUUUAAAUAUUAAUUGUAUUAUUUUUUGUUUGCUAAAUUGCAUAUGUUGGGUGUUUUGAUAUUCUUAUUUAUAAACAUGGAUAGCAGUGGGUUUAUUAUAGAUUAUAAUAUUCUUAUUCAGAAAUGCAUUUUAGCUUACCUGAGCACAACGUGCUCAUUGUGAAAUUACAUGAUUACCAUUUGUACAUCGUUCGUCAUCAAUCGUGCGUUAGAAUAUUUAUCCCAUUUGUAUCUCGACCGACUUCAAAACUGGGUCAACAAAAAGAACACUUGGUUAAGUUAAAUAAAACAUUUUUGCCCAAUCAUCGUGAAAAUUGCUUACAGCACUUGUUAUAAUGCUAUCUCAGUUCGAAAGUGGUUCCGGUCCUUUUGAAAAAAACAUGGCCUCCACAGGGCGAGAAAGUUUGCCUUACAGUAUGGCGAGAAUUAACCGUGUGAACAUCCUUUAAUUAAUACCAUUCACACCUUUUCCAAUCGUCAUACACAUUUAUCAGAACAUUUUUACUAAGAAUAUUACGUCUGAGUUCCAAAAUAGUUUUGGUCCAUUCAUAAGAAAUACCGCAAGGGGGCGGGCCAGUUUUCCUUAAAUUGAUAUUGUGAAGCCUUGCGAGCACUCUCAAAACCACAGUUUCGCCAAAUCACAAUGAAACAUGUUCAGAACAUUUAUUUUAUUGUUUAUGGGCCGUGUAAGAAGAUGGUUACAUUCCGUUUACUACAGAUUCUUAACUGUGGCAUUACCAGCUCGGAACUAAUGAGUUCACUUGUGUCUUGGGUGAUCGCUUUGGGGUGCUUGUAUACAAUGGGCGUAGCAAGAAGCAUUAACAUACGACAAGCUUAAAGUUGCCUUAUUAUAAGCUGUCUAUUAGUACUCCAAACAUAUGGUGGUACAUUGAAUGUUUGUAUGAUAUUUAUUUUAAGGUUGUAAUUAUAUAAUAUAUAUUGUCUUGCAAAACUAUGUUUGGAAAUAAACCAGCUGACCAAAAUGCUCUAUUUAAAUACUGAGUUAUUGUUUGUAUCACUAACAAGAAGAAACCCUAAAUUUUUAUAAAACAUUGUUUUUAUGAAAACAUUAUGUUGUAUGUAUUAUUUAUAUUUACAUGCUCAUAUGUUACUUGUAUUAUUUUUA
Messenger RNA from Dreissena polymorpha, 3975 nucleotides. Its product is annotated as neuronal acetylcholine receptor subunit alpha-3-like. The record is from RefSeq and is a predicted model, not a curated record. Gene Ontology annotation, cellular component: membrane; synapse; neuron projection. Gene Ontology annotation, biological process: nervous system process; monoatomic ion transmembrane transport; regulation of membrane potential. The transcript is spliced from 8 exons. Bases 412 to 1794 code for a protein of 460 amino acids. Lineage: Eukaryota; Metazoa; Mollusca; Bivalvia; Myida; Dreissenidae. Gene Ontology annotation, molecular function: transmembrane signaling receptor activity; neurotransmitter receptor activity; extracellular ligand-gated monoatomic ion channel activity.